This is a messenger RNA of Penicillium olsonii, 741 nucleotides long. The record is from the annotation of a GenBank genome assembly. Lineage: Eukaryota; Fungi; Ascomycota; Eurotiomycetes; Eurotiales; Aspergillaceae.
AUGCCAAAGCGAAAGCAUGAAGAUGUCCCAGAGGGCUAUGCCUAUCUCAAACCCCAAGUUCGCCGGGUUCCAGAAAAGACCAUUAAGUCAAAAUGGGCACCACUGCCCGAGCCCGUCCAGGAGAAUAUCCGCGAGAUGUUCCAUUCGCUCGAGCGACCGGUGAUCAUGCGGAAUCAAAACGAACGAAAGCGCAUCGAAGCACAGGGCGCUGUGCAAGCAGUCGUACGAAACCUAAAUAAACGACUGCCACGAAUGCCGUUCCCACCUGUCACCAAGGAUUCUAAUUUCGACUACGAAUCCGCCCUCAAUGAGCAUCGCUUGCUUGAAGCCAAUUUGGCCACGAUGAAUGAUAGUGUCGAUCUACUCAAAGCCGAGAUUGCCAAAGAAGAAGCACUACUUGCAAGUGAAACCAAAGCCCUUCAGGAAAUGGACAAGAAUGCUAGGCGUGCCGAAGCCGAAAGAAAGAGGCAAACCAAGAACGAACACCCUAUGCUUCGGCAGCUCGAUGCACUUUCUCGGGCGGAGAGCUCUGCAUCAUCCGACUUUACGCUGCUGGGCGCAAAGGAGAGCCAAUCAACGUUGGAUGCGUUGGAUGAUGAUCCCGAGGUUCUGAGACUGAUGAAACAGUUGAACGGUCAUUUGCAAUCCAUGCAAAGCAAUACCGCACCCUUUUCCGACCUCGGUGAUGCUAUCACCCGCUCACAGGCAGCUUUGGAUCUGUAUUCAAUGACAAACGAUUGA